GAACAUUAGAAGAAUUUCUUAGACAUACAGCGCAAGUGAAAGUGUGUUUCCUCAGGCAAAAUUUCCACCUGUAUCUAUAUAUAUAUAUCUUAUAGACAAAUGAAAAUGUAUUCCUCUGGAGAAAAGUGUGUAAUAAUUAGAAAUUUUAUAUUCCGUUGUACUGCCUGCAAUCCAGAAAACUUCUUCCUCCUACACGUAACACUUUGUUGUCAUCUAAAAUUGGACACAAACUAAGGAGGUUGCUGUUUGUAGGAGUAGCAAGACAUCGUGGAAAGGUGCGUUUGUGCUGUUAAGUUCAAAAGAAACCAUGAAAACCAUACAAAAUCGAUCAAAGUAUAUCUUCGCCAUUUGGAGACGUUCACUUUUUACACAAACUCUAAAUAAUACAGUGAACUUAUUAGAAGUGCCUGACGUUUGUGAGAGUGAAGAAUGGAAUUCAGCUGUACUGAGAAGUCGAGCAAUUUUGCAAAAAUACAGGGCAAAUCUUAGAAUUAUAAAUCCACCAAAUGUGAAACAAAUUGUAUCAGUGCAAAGUGUAAUCAAAAGACUGCAAGAAACUGCCUCUUGCAGUGAUCAUCUUAUCAGUACAUUCAAGUGCUUGUUUGAAAAUACAGAUGCAACUGUCAAAACCCUUCGUUGGCCAGGAUUAAUUACACUCAUGCUAUCUAAAGGUCUGGGAAAUCCUUUUCUGUCAGACAAUUUCGUCAGCAAAGCAUUAGAUGAUGUUGUUUGGUCAUCUCAAGUUACUCUCGCUGAAAUUAUCAACUUGCUUCAUUGUAGCAUCGUUUUUGAGAAAGAAAAUAAGCGAGUGUUAUCUUCAAAGAAAAUAAAGAAAUCUACAAUGCCAUCCGUUGAUGCUGACAUAGUAGCGAACAGGUACUUCACAUCUACAGUUCUCUACAAACUUUCAACUGUUAAAAAUUAUAAAGUGCUUCUUCUCUUAGCAAAUGUCUUAGAAUCAUUAGCUAUAAAUAGAAGUUCCAACAAUAACGAUUUCCAAGUAAUUCAUAAUAUUGGUGAAUGGGAAUACGAAGCAUUCCAUCCACGCGGUCUUCUUCUAGCAAGUGGAUGUCAAGCUACCCUAGAAUUAGCAGGAUAUGAUAACAAAAUUCAAGAGACAGCUUUUGAAUUUGGCCACUGUUUUGCUCUUGCCAUAAAAGCUAAUUCAGAUAUUCAACAAUACUGGAAGUACAAAACAUCACAGACAUCCUCUAUUGACAUAACCAGCUUCCCUAUAGUUCUUCAUCUGACAAAUAAUCCUGAAACAUUAGCAAGCAUCUACAACAGCAGGAAAGAUCUCGAUAACUUAAACAGUUCAGAGCUCAAUGAAAUAUUUACCUCUACCUCAAUUAUGGAUGAAGCAAAGGACCAGCUUGCAAGCUAUGUACAAAAAACAGUAAAUGUUUUAAAAUUAUUCAAAGAUUUGGGGAAUGAUGAAGUUAUUAAAUAUUUACUGAAGUUAAUUACAACAUUGAAUAUGAAAUAGGAUUUUUUUAAAUUCAAAUAUUAUGUCACCAGAAACAUUUUUUUUAAUUCAUAUUUGGUGCUAUAAAUUAAGCAGCAUAAUAGAAUUAAUAAAAUAUUUGUACAUUAUAAGCAUUAUAU
Messenger RNA from Stegodyphus dumicola, 1605 nucleotides. Its product is annotated as all trans-polyprenyl-diphosphate synthase PDSS2-like. Gene Ontology annotation, cellular component: mitochondrion; transferase complex. NCBI's taxonomy places the organism in Eukaryota, Metazoa, Arthropoda, Arachnida, Araneae, Eresidae. Gene Ontology annotation, biological process: isoprenoid biosynthetic process; ubiquinone biosynthetic process. Gene Ontology annotation, molecular function: prenyltransferase activity. The record is from RefSeq and is a predicted model, not a curated record.